Tremella mesenterica DSM 1558 is the source of this 1917-nucleotide messenger RNA. RefSeq lists its product as uncharacterized. The transcript is spliced from 12 exons. The record is from RefSeq and is a predicted model, not a curated record. Gene Ontology annotation, molecular function: transmembrane transporter activity. The coding region runs from base 1 to 1800 and encodes 599 amino acids. Gene Ontology annotation, biological process: transmembrane transport. Lineage: Eukaryota; Fungi; Basidiomycota; Tremellomycetes; Tremellales; Tremellaceae.
AUGGAUAAAGAUCCUCAAGCAGGUACCAUCGGAGGUUCCACAGGAGGUGUAUUGGUGGAAAUGGCUUCGAAAGAAUUACAUUUAUCUCCAAAUACUCAUCAAGAUGGAAACAUCGAAACACACGGAACACAUCAUGAUGGUUCGGAAGGUUCAAGGAUCGAACGUACCGCAACUGGAACUAUUGUUUCUCAUAGGGAUCCAAGUGGAGGUCAAGAAACUGUUCAAGGUUUCGGUAUGGUACCUCUUUCAAGACAUGAAAGUCAACCUCCUGUCGUCAGUUAUUGGGGUGGAGUUGCACCUGCUGGUAUUGAUGCCGAAGAAGGUUUGACGGCUGUUAGAAGUAGGGAAGAAGAAGAAGAAAGAGAAUUAGAAAGGGAAAUUAAAGGACCUGAUCCUUGGGCUGUGAAGUUUGAACCGGGUGAAAAGAUUAAUCCUAAGAAUUGGGGAGUAGCCUAUCGUUGGUGGUUAACCUCUCUAGCCGGUUUAUUCGUACUCAACUCUACCUUCGCAUCUUCUUCCCCUUCCGGAAUUAUAACAGAUCUCGAAGAAUAUUUUCACAUCUCUCAAGAAGUUGCAGUCCUUACCAUCUCACUCUUCGUUGCUGGUUAUUGUUGCGGUCCUCUCGUAUGGGGACCCGCUUCUGAGAUAUAUGGUCGUAGACCUAUUUUCAUACUCAGUUUCAUCGUUUAUACCGGAUUUCAAGUCGGUUGCGCUCUAGCCAAGAACCCAGCUAGUAUCUUGAUUUUCAGAUUUUUAGGAGGGACGUUUGCUUCUGCUCCUUUGACGAAUUCUGGGGGUUUGUUGGCGGAUAUUUGGGAUGUAGAUAGGAGAGGUUCAGCUAUGGUUUGGUUUGCUUUGGCACCAUUCGCAGGACCUUCUAUAGGUCCUAUAGUCGCGGGAUUCAUUGAGGUUUCAGGGACGAAUUGGCGUUGGGUAUUCUGGAUUCUUACCAUGUUCGCAGGGUUUUGUCUUGUCGUCAUUAUUUUCUGUGUGCCAGAGACUUACGGUCCAACCAUCCUGGUGAAGAAGGCCAAACGAUUGAGGAAAGAAACUGGUGAAGAAAGAUACUAUGCGCCUCUUGAACGGGCUAGUCAUAGAGUCAAAGACCGACUCAAUGAUAUCCUAUUGAAACCAUUCGUCAUGUUAGCUCUCGAACCGAUGCUUUUGGCAGUGGUCAUGUACAUGUCGUUCGUCUAUGGUGUCGUGUAUCUGUUGUUUGAGGCAUAUCCAUUUGUAUUCAUCAUCAACCAUGGCUUCAAUUCCGGGGAGAAUGGUCUUGCCUUUUUGGGCUUUUUCGGCGGCGGUUUAUCAUGUGUGAUAUUCUUUUUGACAGUCAUCGAACCUCGAUACCAACGUCACGCAGCUAAUCAUGCACCUUCACCUCCCAAACCUGAAAAACGAUUGGAAAUCUGUGUUUUGUCAGGAUGGAGUAUGGUCGUAGCUAUGUUUUGGUUUGGAUGGACUAGUUAUCCUUCUAUUCAUUGGAUAAGUCCCGUUUUGGCAGGUGCACUUUUGGGUUUUGCAGUGUUAGGGAUGUUUGUCAGUAUACUCAACUAUAUUAUCGACGUUUAUCUUUGGGCGGCAGCAUCGGCUUUGGCGGGAGCUACAGUUACUAGAUCGUUAUUCGGUGCUGCAUUCCCUCUGUUCGCAGUGCAGAUGUAUCAAAAACUCGGUACUCAAUGGGCUUCUUCUCUCCUCGGUUUUCUUGCUUUGCUCAUGGCACCCAUCCCUAUGGUCUUGAUGAGAUAUGGGCCAGCUUUGCGUAAGCGUUCGAGGUAUUCUCCUAACAAGGGGCAUUGAAAGUAGAGCCAGACAUCUAGAAAGAUGAAGUUGGACAUUGGGAUGUUAGCGGAUAAUAUCACCGAAAGCGAUGUAGCGGUCAAUCAAAAGAUCUUGCAUGUCAUAUUCUAUUUAAUC